AUGGAUGAGGUUAGACAUGGAGGUAGUAGUAGUUGUAGUAGUGAAGCGGAGCAGACUCAGUCCAGAGCUACGUUUGUUGAAACGGCGUCGUCUUCCUCUUCAUCAGGAUGGUGUCCCAGGGAGCUUGCUUUUGCUCCUUUUGUGCCGCAGCAACAAAAAGAAGAUAAACGAGUUAAUGCUGCUGGGAAAUCCUCAAAGUAUCGUGCACUUGUUAGGAAGCCUUUGGUGGCAAGAUUGACCAAGGAAAUAGUUGAAACAUAUCAAAUAUGCAAUCCACAGUUUAAAUAUUCCGAAGAUCUAAAUCCAAAGAGAUUUUUGACCAGUCCAUCUACUGGAGUGCUUAAUGAUGGCUAUGAUAAUCUAAACUCAGAUCUUAUUCUGACAGUGAAUUUGGUCUUGAUCCAUGUAGAGAAAAGUAGAAGAUAUACUGUCAAAGAUCUCCUUGGCCACGGGACAUUUGGACAAGUGGCCAAAUGCUGGGAUUCCGAUACCAACAGUUUUGUUGCUGUGAAGAUCAUUAAAAAUCAACCUGCGUAUUAUCAACAGGCGCUGGUUGAAGUAACUAUUUUAACAACGUUAAAUAAGAAGUACGAUCCUGAGGAUAAGCAUCACAUUGUUCGUAUAUUUGAUUAUUUUGUAUAUCAACGGCAUUUGUGCAUAUGCUUUGAAUUGCUGGACACAAACCUGUAUGAGCUUAUCAAAAUGAAUCAUUUUAGGGGAUUGUCACUUGGUAUUGUUCAGCUGUUCUCUAAGCAGAUUUUAUGUGGACUGGCUCUAUUAAAAGAUGCUGGCAUUAUUCAUUGUGAUCUGAAGCCAGAAAACAUCCUUUUAUGUGCGAGGUCUCCUGAGGUUCUUCCUGGAUAUCAAUACACAACAGCUAUUGAUAUGUGGUCCUUUGGGUGCAUAGUGGCGGAAUUAUUUCUUGGAUUACCAUUAUUCCCCGGGGCUUCAGAAUUUGAUCUUUUGAAAAGGAUGAUUGAAAUAAUUGGGUAUAUACAAUUUUGUUACUACCAUAUAGCUUAUAAUGAGAUUGAGUGUGAAUUCCAACAAUUUUUUAUUGCAUUGCAGGCUGGAUUUAGGUACCAUCAUGCUGAGUCAGAUUACUUGAUGCUUGUAUAUUGGAUCCCUCAUACCCCUGAUAGCAUUCCUGCAAAUGCUUCACACCGUCUCGGCGUUGGUGCUUUUAUCGUCAAUAACAAAAGAGAGGUGCUUGUGGUUCAGGAAACCAGUGGUAGAUUUGGAGGCACAGGUGUAUGGAAGAUGCCUACUGGAGCUGUUAAUGAAGGCGAGGAUAUUUGUGAUGCUGUAAUUAGAGAAGUGAAGGAAGAGACAGGGGUAGAGACAGAGUUUGUUGAAGUUUUAGCUUUCAGGCAAAGCCAUAAAUCUUUUUUUUCAGAAAUCAGACUUGCCUCAGAAAUUGAAGCAACUAAGUGGAUGCCUGUUGAAGACUAUGCAGCCCAACCUUUUGUGCAAGAAAACGAGCUCUUUGAUUUUAUUGCGAAAAUAUGCUUAUCGAAGUUGAAUGACAACUACACUAGUUUUUCUAACGUACCUACUACUACAUCUUCUGGCAAAAAAACUUAUCUGUAUUUAAACAAUGAUGCUAUUGGUAGCCACUUGUUAGCUUCCAAAGAGCAAGCUUAG
This is a messenger RNA of Vicia faba (fava bean), 1644 nucleotides long. Lineage: Eukaryota; Viridiplantae; Streptophyta; Magnoliopsida; Fabales; Fabaceae. The record is from the annotation of a GenBank genome assembly.